UUUGUCAGCUUGGGGGGCCUAGAGCAAUGCAGGGGGCCUAAAGAGCCCUAAAUAUAUUAGGCCCUAAAUUGACUAGGCCUCAUAAAUUAAAAAUAGGCCCUAAGGCCUAAAAUGGGCCCCUAAGUUGUGCCUAUGUACGUUCUCACAAUACCUUUCACAUUAAUUAUCAAGCAUGAGAUAAUAAGUGUAGUCCCACAUUGGAAAUAUUAAUCAAUGGCAUCCAGCCAGCAUACAAUCUUGCAAACCAACUAGUAAAAUGAGUCCCACAUAGAAAAAGCAGAGGCUAAAGUUGCAUGUUGAUAUAAUAGAAACCACACAUUACACUAUCCUCGUAAGAGUAACUUGCAUAGUAGAUAGGACUAACAUCAUUGUUGUUAACUUGUAAUUAUGUAAUAGAAUCAUGCAUAGUUCAGAGCACAUUGGCACACUAUCCUAUCCCUAAGAGUAAAUUGUUGCAUAAUACUUGACACUUUUACAUAACAAAAUGGAAACCUGGUUCAUUGCAGUACUUUCUCUAUGCAUAAUCUUCCUCAUCAGAGCCACCUUCUCCUCCCUUACCAACAAUAAACCCACCGUAAACCUCCCUCCCGGUCCACCACAUAUACCAAUCAUCACAACCCUCUUAUGGCUUCGAAAAUCAUUCUCACAACUCGAACCAGUUCUCAAAACACUCCAUGCCAAACAUGGUCCUAUCAUCACUCUCAAGAUCAUUUCCCGCCCUUCUAUUUUCAUUGCUGACCAUUCCAUAGCUCACCAUGCUCUCAUUCAAAACUCAUCCAUCUUCUCCGACCGUCCCAAACCAUUUCCCACCUCCAUAAUCAUGUCCUGCAACCAACACACCAUUAGUUCUGCUUUUUAUGGUGCCACUUGGCGUACCCUUCGUCAUAACCUUGCCUCAGAGAUGCUUCAUCCUUCCAAAAUCAAAUCUUUCUCAGAUAUCCGCAAGUGGGUCCUAGACACUCUCAUAAUCCGUCUUAAAUCCGCUUCAGAAUCGGAAUAUGCAGAUUCUGUUACUGUCAUUCCUCACUUCAAGUAUGCCAUGUUUUGUUUGCUGGUUUUCAUGUGUUUUGGUGAAAGAAUUAACCAUGAAAAAAUCAAUGACAUUGACCGUGUACAACAAUCCUUUCUGUUGAGUAUCAGUAAAAUCAACAUACUGAAUUUCUGGCCGAAAGUUACAAGGAUUUUGUUGCAUAAACGCUGGGAGGAGUUUUUGAAAUUGCGUAAAGAUCAAGAAGAUGUUCUGCUUCCGUUAAUAAGAGCCAGGAAGCAGGCUAAGGAAAGCAGAUUGAACAAUCUUAACACGUAUGUGGAUACUCUUUUGGAGUUGGAGUUGCCUGAGGAGAAACGUAAGUUGAAUGAAGAUGAAAUGGUUAGUCUUUGUUUAGAGUUUUUGGGCGCUGGGACGGAUACUACUUCCACUGCUUUGCAGUGGAUAAUGGCGAAUUUGGUGAAGUACCCGGACGUGCAGAGGAGGAUUGUGGAGGAGAUUAGGGAUGUGAUGGGCGGAGAUGAUAAUGGAGAGAAGAAGGAAGUGAAAGAGGAAGACUUGCAUAAGUUUCAGUAUCUCAAGUGUGUGAUUUUGGAAGGGUUGAGGCGUCAUCCACCGGGGCACUUUGUGUUGCCUCACGCGGUGACUGAGGAUGUGGUUUUGAAUGGUUACUUGGUGCCAAAAACUGGGGUGGUGAAUUUUUUGGUGGCACAAAUGGGGUGGGACUCUCGUGUUUGGGAGGAUCCAAUGGAGUUUAAGCCGGAGAGAUUUUUGAAGGAUGAAAUGUUUGAUAUUACAGGGAAAAAAGAGAUAAAGAUGAUGCCGUUUGGUGCUGGGAGGAGAAUCUGUCCCGGAUAUACUUUAGCUUUGCUUCAUUUGGAAUAUUUUGUUGCUAAUUUGGUUUGGAAUUUUGAUUGGAAGGUUCCGGAAGGUGGAGAUGUGGAUUUGUCGGAAACAUCAGAAUUCACUGUGGUCAUGACAAAUCCAUUGAAAGUUCAUAUUUCGCUUAGAAUGUAGAUUCUAUGUUAUGUGUAAGUGUAAUCAUAUCCUUGGAGUAUGUAUGUUGCUUUAUUCAGUUGUUAGUGAAAGUAAAAUGUGUCUACAACUUUGUGUAAACCAUUGUAGAUUCUGUUCUUGGCUUUGUAAUAAAGUAUAUGAUGCAGAUUAUUGUCAUAUCUGAAAAACAUGUUAUGCAUCCUCCCUAAA
Molecule: messenger RNA, 2194 nt
Organism: Trifolium pratense (red clover)
Lineage: Eukaryota; Viridiplantae; Streptophyta; Magnoliopsida; Fabales; Fabaceae
Product: cytochrome P450 89A2-like
Exons: 2
Coding region: 485-2005 (506 amino acids)
Cellular component (GO): membrane
Molecular function (GO): heme binding; iron ion binding; oxidoreductase activity, acting on paired donors, with incorporation or reduction of molecular oxygen, NAD(P)H as one donor, and incorporation of one atom of oxygen
Source: RefSeq, a predicted model, not a curated record